This is a messenger RNA of Canis lupus familiaris (dog), 1076 nucleotides long. RefSeq names its product abhydrolase domain containing 14A (gene ABHD14A). The transcript has 5 exons. Lineage: Eukaryota; Metazoa; Chordata; Mammalia; Carnivora; Canidae. The coding region runs from base 76 to 906 and encodes 276 amino acids. The record is from RefSeq and is a predicted model, not a curated record. Gene Ontology annotation, cellular component: cytoplasm.
GCAAGCGCGCCUCUCUGGCCGCGCUCUCCACCGCCUGGUCCGCACAGCAGCCUGCAGAGCCGAGGAGGCGGCGCAAUGGUCGCGGCGUUGUUUGGCUGCUGGUUCCGCGUGGGCGGGGCUCGCCCUGGGGUGUCCGGCCCGGUCAUCCCGGUCGGCCCGACUGUGGUACAGACCUCCAUGAGCCGGUUCCAGGUAGCCCUGCUGGGCCUGGGCCUGCUGCUCAUGCUGCUCCUGUAUGUGGGGCUGCCAGGCCCCCCUGAGCAGACCUCCUGGCUCUGGGGAGGCCCCAAUGUCACAAUCCUGGCUGGUCUCACCCCUGGCAACUCCCCCAUCUUUUACCGCGAGGUGCUCCCGCUCCACCGGGCACGCAGGGUGGAAGUGGUGCUCCUCCAUGGAAAGGCCUUUAACUCCCACACAUGGGAGCAGCUGGGCACACUGCAGCUGCUGGCGCAGAGGGGCUACCGGGCCGUGGCCCUUGACCUCCCAGGUUUUGGGAACUCUGCACCUUCCAAGGAGGCAAACACAGAGGCAGGGCGAGCAGAGCUGCUGGAGCGGGUGCUGCGAGACCUGGAGGUGCACAAUGCCGUUCUGGUGAGCCCCUCUCUGAGUGGCCGUUACGCCCUGCCCUUCUUGAUCCAAGGCCACCACCAGCUGCGUGGAUUUGUGCCCAUCGCACCCGCCUCCACCCAGAACUACACCCAGGAACAAUUCUGGGCUGUGAAGACCCCAACUCUCAUCUUGUAUGGGGAGCUGGACCGUAUCCUGGCUCGGGAGUCACUGCGGCAGCUCCGGCACCUGCCCAACCACUCUGUGGUGAAGCUUCGUGAUGCAGGCCAUGCCUGCUACCUCCACAAGCCUCAAGACUUCCACCUUGUCCUUCUUGCCUUCCUUGACCACCUGCCUUGAGUUCACCCACUGACUAGGCCCCAGACCUGGCCUGAGCUUGGAGAAUCUGGACCAGUGCUCCACCAGGGAGGCAGCCCCUGGGAUUGGAGAGUAGAAGCCAGGGGGCAAUGGCCAGCCAGGACCUCUCAUUUCAUCUCACAGACACAAUAAAAAAACACAUUUUUGUCAUG